AUGGCUGUGUCCAAAAAUGAACAUCUUGUCCCAGCUGCGGAUUUGCCUUAUUAUCGACGUGCUACCGUACGUGGACUUAGACAGCAGCUGGAUGACGAGGGCCUGGAUACAGACGGUCUUAAAUACGACCUUUACAUGCGACUGAUUAAUGCUGGAUUUCGGCUCUACUCCGACGACAGGCCGAGCAGUGACGGAGAUGAUAGCGACGGAGAUGAUAGCGACGGAGAUGAUAGCGGCGGAGAUGAUAGCGGCGGAGACGAUAGCGACGGAGAUGACGACGGGAACGACGGCGGGAACGACGACGGGAACGGCGACGGGAACGACGACGGGAACGACGGUGGUGAUGACGGUGGUGAUGACGGUGGUGAUGACGGUGGGAACGACGACGGGGACGACGGUGGUGAUGACGAAGGUGAUGACCAGGAUGGUGAUGACCAGGGACGGGGAGGUAGUGGUAGGGGGCCGGCCCCAAGGUCGGACGCCAAACGGCCCAGAGACCCGAGCCCAAGUGACGACGGCGGAGACCCACAACCGCCACCCCGUCGUAGAAGACGGUUGGCCCUGCCAGUAGAACUUCAAAUUCCGGUAAUCCAGAACCUUCACCCUGCUGCACUAUGGAACCUGAUAGACACGGCUCCGGAUGAGUACCUAAAUGGCCAACCGCCUGGCGGCAUCAAUGCCCUGAUAAUCGAGGCCCGAGGUCAAUAUGCUUUAGAUUAUCCUCCUCCACGACCUGUAGCCUCUCCGCCACCCCAGCCCCCCGGUGAUGGUCAAGACGAUGGGGAUGGCGCUCCAGGAACGCCACCUGCCUCUGGAGGCCCUGGUUCUGGAGACGACGGCUCCGGAGACAACGGCUCCAAUUCCGAUGCCAACGGACCCGAUGACGAUGGCAACGAUGACGAUGUCGCCCCCCGGACGAUGUCCCUAUUGGAAUGGGUCGGUAAUCGAGCUACAUACGACUCUCGGUUCCGGACGGCCAACCGCACGCGUAUCAAUCGAGUAAUUGAUGCAUAUCUUGCGGUUUAUGGACCCAAUGACCCCGCCCCUGAGAACCAGAAUACCCAAGAGGACAUUUUGUAUUUUUUCCGGGAUCGAAACGACAUUCAGAACCCCGGUCCUGGUGUCUGGGCUCACACUCCCCUGACACUCGCUGCUUUCUAUAACAAUCCUAUCGUCGUACAGCUCCUCCUACUGCGCGGCACACCUGUAGAUCAGUCUAUUCGUGCGUGGAGGCCUCUCGACAGAGCUAUGCGUGGGAUGUCAGAAUUGAGUAUCAAUACCGCCAAUGGCAUACAAUGCGUUUUUACACUGAUCGGAUCUGGUGCCGAUCUUGGAGUGCUGCGCCAACCAACACAGAGGCUUUGUUUUAACUUGCUCAUGCAGUUUCAGGUGUUUGACAAUAACGACUUCGACAUCUUUAACCCACCACAGGAAUGGCCAUGGAUCGACAACCCUCUUGGCCUCGGCAUACGUGAAUUCAUCGCCGACGAGCGGUCGAGUUAUUGGGACAGGGUUUUGUUGUCCAUGUAUGUUAUGUGGGCCGGGGAGAUUGAUUACCCACUUUUUGUUUAG
Molecule: messenger RNA, 1572 nt
Organism: Diaporthe batatas
Lineage: Eukaryota; Fungi; Ascomycota; Sordariomycetes; Diaporthales; Diaporthaceae
Exons: 1
Coding region: 1-1572 (523 amino acids)
Source: RefSeq, a predicted model, not a curated record